AUGGAACUUAUCUUAUUACGAGAUCAAUGGAACACGCAAAAGCAUACUUUGCAGUUUUGCCUUUCACGUAGCGUAGAUACCGGAAAAGGUAAACAACCCGGAAAGAACGGAAGCAGUAAAGCCACCAGCCAAAGUUCACAGAGUCAAAACGGGUACAAAGUCAGUUCUCGAGCGACAAAUCCUUUCAUCAUUUUCUUUCUGCGACUUCGCAGCAAAAAACCGAAUGAGCAUGUCACCGUGAUAGCGCGAGCUGCGGGUAAAUUGUGGUCCCAGAUGACUCCCGAACAGAGAAAGAAAUAUGUGGAUCUUGCCAAUGAGGAGAAGAAACGACGUCAGGAGAGGAAACGGAAGAGAAAACGAUCAUCCACACAUUCGAGGUAA
Molecule: messenger RNA, 381 nt
Organism: Atta colombica
Lineage: Eukaryota; Metazoa; Arthropoda; Insecta; Hymenoptera; Formicidae
Product: high mobility group protein homolog TDP-1-like
Exons: 1
Coding region: 1-381 (126 amino acids)
Source: RefSeq, a predicted model, not a curated record